UCUUUGGUAAGUGGUAUGAGUGUGUGAAUUUGUUUUGCCAAUUUUUUCAUAUUUUUCACGAAAUAUCGUGAUUUCAUUAAAAUACCGGUUGUUGCAUCGUACUUUAAUGAUCAAGUUAUUCUUUUUGCAAUGUUAACCUUUAUUUAUUCUAUGCAUUCAUCAACGAAAUGCUUCUUUUCGUUGCGACAUUUGUAUCUAGUCAAGCCUGAAGUAUUAUCAUAUUCGUAUCUCUGCGUGCCGGUACCUGGACUUCAUUUUUCAAAAAGUCAUUCGCAACCAUACUCUAGCUCUCCAAUCGUAGGCCGCAAAAUGGACGAAUUUAAGCGCAGGCGUUUGAACAACAGUGCUGUUCCCGGCAUCUGGAGUACGCCACCGGAAAACAUGGCCGGUCUUCUAACGGGCUUACAACACGAACUUCGAAGAGAGGUACACCGGGACAGCUUUCAACAGAGAGAACUAAAACAGCGGGACUUCCAUCGAGAUGCGCCCCGUCAGGGAUCCGGCAUUCGUAGGGUCAACUGCGGCGAGUUGCGUGAGUGGAAUCACGGAGAAAAAGUUGAGAUAAGCGGAAAGGUCACUGAAAAUCGAAUGGGGAAAUUUCUGGACGUGUGUGAUGCCUCCGGGUCGGUGCAGGUGGUAUCCAAUAAUGUUCCUGUCCAGCUGCAUAAACGUGUUACAGGUAUUGUAAAGGAUAACUUUGUGACGAUUGUAGGCCGAGUCCAGGAGCGUCCAGCUCGCUUGAAGAAUUCUAGCAUUCCAACCGGUGGAAUUGACGUCAUGAUCGAAGAGAUUGUGCGCAUCGAGGGUGAGCAGCAGAUGGGCAGAAAUGCUAAUUUCACCAAGCGCAACUACUCGACUGUCGCAUCGCCAGCGCAAGCAUUUACACGUGGUGUGACAAGCCAUGAAAUAGAGAAAUCUACUUCAGACAGUAUUUUAAAAUAUUUCAAAAACAGAAAGACUAUAUGCAGCGAGUUUAGACUGAAAGAUGUUGGUAAGAAAGUUCAACUGGUAGGUUGGAUCGACAGAAAAAACAAACACGACCGGUUUCUGUUCCUUCGUGAUGGCCACGGAGCCGUUCAGUUAAUGGUGGAAAAUGUGUCAUCCGAGGUGAAGAACAAUAUUCAAGCUGCCUCAGGAAGCUCUAUCGUACUCGUGAAAGGAACCGUGCUUGCUCGACCAGCAAAUUGUGUGAACACCAGUCUUGACACGGGUUCCAUCGAGAUUAUCGUCGACGAGUUCCAAAUUUUAAAUCCAGAUGAACCGUACAAUGGUCCUGAAGCCCUAGAAACAGCAGAAACUUCGGUUGAAGAGCUCAGCAAUAGUCGCUUUACUAAUCGAACACAUAAUUGUGGUGAAUUGCGUUUAAGCAAUGCCGAUCAAAAAGUCGUUCUGUGUGGAUGGCUGGAGUUCAGCCGAAUGAAUAAGUUUAUCACUCUCAGGGAUGGAUAUGGGAUAACGCAGAUUGUCGUUCCGGAUGACAUGGUUCCCAGUGUUAAUAUUGGUAAUAUUGCUUUUGAAAGUAUUCUCCGCGUCGAGGGUACUGUCUCGGCUCGACCAGCGGGGCACGAUAAUCCCCGACAGGCCACCGGGCAGAUUGAAGUCGUUCUCGACAAGGUAGAGGUUCUCAAUGAAGCUCGGAAGCGUCUACCGAUCGAUUCGAAGGAGUUCAAUAAGGCGAAGGAAAAUCUUAGGAUAGAACAUCGAUACAUCGAUCUUAGAGCCCCACAUAUGCAGCGGAACUUGCGGCUCCGUUCGCAGGUUAUCAUGAAAAUGAGGGAGUAUAUGAUAAAUAAGUGUGGCUUUGUGGAGGUUGAGACGCCGACGCUGUUUCGAAGAACACCCGGGGGUGCUCAAGAAUUUGUAGUUCCAACUCGCAAACCGGGCCAUUUCUAUUCACUAGUGCAGAGUCCUCAACAGUUCAAACAGAUGCUGAUGUCCGGUGCGAUAGAUCGGUAUUUUCAGAUUGCACGCUGUUACCGAGAUGAGGCCACUCGGCCGGAUCGUCAGCCGGAGUUUACGCAGCUUGAUAUCGAGUUGUCGUUUACCGAUCGCGACAAGAUAAUGCAACUGGUGGAGAACGUCCUGGCGAGCUCCUGGCCCGACGACGACAACCCCCUGAAGGUGCCAUUCCAGCGGAUUACCUACGACGAAGCAAUGGCUCGCUUCGGAUGCGAUAAACCAGACACUCGCUUUGGCUAUGAGCUGCAGGAUGUUUCGGCGAAAAUGAAUACUAACGAGAAGGUUAUGCUGGGGUUGGAUUCGCUCGUCUAUAGGGCAUAUGCUAUUGUGGCUAAAGAACCUCACAGUGGAACUCCAACGGCAUUUAAGAAGGCUUUAGAUGCCCUUUCCAAAGAACAUUCGAAGUGUAAACUUGUGUUCAGUAAUAUUAACAAUGAUUGGUUGAAUAGCUCUAUCGUGAAACUGUUGGAUCAGGAUGUAGCCAAAGCUUUGAACAAUCAUUUGGCGCUAAAGCCUGGCGAUCUUUUAUUGCUUGGUUAUGGAAAGGCACCCGAUGUGCAAGAAAUGAUGGGUAAAGUGCGGCUAGCUUUCUACGAUAACCUAGAAUCCCGUGGGCUAGUUGAAAAACGUUCGUCAACAGCGCAGAACUUUGUUUGGUUGCACGACUUCCCAUUGUUUGCACCGAACGAUGAAACCGGAGGACUGGACAGCGUCCAUCAUCCUUUCACAGCUCCUCAUCCGGAUGAUGUAGCAAAACUAAAGCAGGGGGAAAGCUUAACCGAGAUCCGAUCGCAGUCGUUCGACCUGGUUUGGAACGGCGUGGAAAUCGGCGGCGGAUCGGUUCGGAUUCAUAAUGGUGCUCUGCAGAAGAUGGUUUUGGAUGACAUUCUGAAGGUAGAUCAUAGCCAUUUACAGCACCUGUUGGAUGCACUGGAAUAUGGUUGUCCGCCACACGGCGGCUUCGCAGUCGGAUUGGAUCGAUACAUUUCGCUGCUUUGUAAUGCACAUUCCAUACGGGACGUGAUUGCUUUUCCAAAAACGUUGGACGGAAAGGAUCCCCUCUCGAAGGCACCGGUGCCGAUCAGUGAGGAAGAGAAAAAAAUUUACCACCUUGCAACGAUGGAGACUUCGAACAAAUGAGCUGGCAUUUUCAAAAAGUUAAUUGUCAUUCGAUCGAUACAAAACGAUACCUUGUAUUGAAUGAUAACAUCAGAAUUUUUCAGAGAUUUUUCUAUCACUGUGUUUGUGUAAGUGUCUAUUUUUAGAAUUGUCAGUGCUGUUGAGAGGUAUUAAUCGACGUAAUAAAUCCGUGAAAGGUGAAUUUUA
Wyeomyia smithii (pitcher-plant mosquito) is the source of this 3285-nucleotide messenger RNA. It is a transcript of the gene AspRS-m, whose product is annotated as aspartate--tRNA ligase, mitochondrial. Gene Ontology annotation, molecular function: aspartate-tRNA ligase activity; nucleic acid binding; ATP binding. The record is from RefSeq and is a predicted model, not a curated record. The coding region runs from base 130 to 3099 and encodes 989 amino acids. Lineage: Eukaryota; Metazoa; Arthropoda; Insecta; Diptera; Culicidae. Gene Ontology annotation, cellular component: mitochondrion; cytoplasm. Gene Ontology annotation, biological process: aspartyl-tRNA aminoacylation. The transcript is spliced from 6 exons.